Molecule: messenger RNA, 450 nt
Organism: Thlaspi arvense
Lineage: Eukaryota; Viridiplantae; Streptophyta; Magnoliopsida; Brassicales; Brassicaceae
Source: the annotation of a GenBank genome assembly
AUGACGAUGAAGGAUUCGGAAACGAUUCAUGAAUUCACUGGGAGACUACUGGAUCUUGUGUUUCGUAUGAGGUCUUGUGGGUGGAAGGCUGAAGAUAAAGAAGUGGUGAAGAAGAUUAUUUCCUCUUUGCCUGCGAGAUUUGAUAAAGUGAUGGUGGAUGUUGCGGAAACACUUUCCAUUAGCGUACUUGUCGAUUGCUUGUUAGUUCAUGAAUACAAUCAUACGAUAUCGGUUCAAGAGUGUUUGGAAGAGUCAGUCGCUGAAAGUGUUAAGGUGGAAGAAAGUUUUCAAGAAGAAGCUGAAAUAUUGUACUCUUUGAAUGAGAUCACUCAAAGCCAAGUGGCGUCCAUGAAGAGACAAGGAGAAGUGUUGUCAUUAGUGCAGCAGAAUCAAAAGAUGCUUAUGCAGUUGCAGAAACAAAUGGUGGCCUUAAUGCAACAUACACUCUAA